Messenger RNA from Oppiella nova, 720 nucleotides. Lineage: Eukaryota; Metazoa; Arthropoda; Arachnida; Sarcoptiformes; Oppiidae. The record is from the annotation of a GenBank genome assembly.
AUGAAGUCAUUAAUAAUUAUCGGCACUGUAUUGGCGACGACAUGCCUGUCCAGUGGUCACCAAACAAACCCUAUGUUUGAGCCGUUUGGCGAUCUCCUUCAGGGAAAGCUACUCAGCGCCGGUAGUAUUCGCUUAAAUUUUUCAUUGAUUUCACUGAAGGCCUCAUUGGAUGACAAACAGAAUCUGGAGAACAGUUUCCAAGAAUUUAAGACUAAUUUCAACAAAUCAUAUGAGACGGUAAGGGAGGACAAGGAAAGGGAGCAGAUAUUCAAGAAGAAUAUGCUGCAAGUGUUUGAACACAACGUGGACGCCCUAAACGGCAAGUCCUCAUACACUGAACACAUCAACAGAUUUGCAGACAUGACUGCGAAGGAAAUCAUCGGUCAGUUCACGGGGUUUCGGUUGCCAUCGGACUCUAAUGUCAACCAAUUGGCGGUCAAUACGACUAACAGACCGCAGCCUACGGUUAGACCGCGUAUUAGUUUUGUGAAGUCGAGUAAUACCAGUGCUGGCAGUGGUGUCAAAAUCGGAGGAAUUGAGUCUCAAAACAGUUGGAUAUAUGACUGGCGAUCGGUGGGAGUGAUCGGACCCGUCCAGAAUCAGGGAAGUUGCGGUUCGUGUACACUGUUUACGGCGGCGGCACUCGUCGAGAGCUAUUGGGCCCGAUAUGGACACGGAGUCAUUCCUCUGAGUCCACAGCAACUGCUCGACUGUUCCAGU